Suillus paluster is the source of this 816-nucleotide messenger RNA. RefSeq lists its product as uncharacterized. The record is from RefSeq and is a predicted model, not a curated record. The transcript has 4 exons. The coding region runs from base 1 to 816 and encodes 271 amino acids. Lineage: Eukaryota; Fungi; Basidiomycota; Agaricomycetes; Boletales; Suillaceae.
AUGUCUGCGAUGGAAAACGCGAUCUCCAAAGGCAUAGAGGCGGCACUCAGACGCAUCCUCGUCGAUAAGGAUAUUUUGACAUCCACGAAGCGUAGUCCUCGAAGGAAAAAGAAGCAGGAUGAUGAAAUUAGGAUAGAAAGGGCCGCAGAUUUGAGCCACGAAAGAGACUUCCUUCUUGGUGAAAUACGGCGUCUCCUCAAAGAUACCUUCAGUAUAUCUCAAGACGCAGAUUUUAUUGUGCACCAGCCGGCGGAUCGUGAAGAUGUGUACUCGUACUCAUCGCUACAAGCGGAUGCGGAUGGUCUGGAGAGCAGCCCAACCAAGGUUACAGCAAAGGGCUGCUUGGAGACUGCGGAAGAAGUGGAGGAGAGGUUGAUUGAUGCAAAAAGAGGUGAAAAUCUGAAGUCGGUUCGUCAAACAAACUCAGUCGGCGAAAUAGCAAAAGUCCUGGAGCAAGUUAUUGAGCUGAAGAAAGAUGGCGAGGACGACGACCUACCAGCUUGGCAGUGGCUUCAAAAACUAGUCAAGACGCUGGGAGACAGGGGUAUGAGUUCAGAAGAAAGUGAUAUCGAAAACGACGUUGAAUGUGUGCUCCGGGUCAAGAACAUGGCAUGGCGUAGCGGGAUAGAGCGAGAACUGAAUAUCAUCGAUAAUCAGAGAGUCUUGGAUGAUGAAAAUUUUCGUGCCCCAGGGUUCCAAACCAAUGAAGAGGAUACGCCUCAGGAAAUUCGACGACUGUACGGAACCCGGUCACUGGAUUACCCAAGGCCCUAUACAACGGCAGAUGGUUUGAUGGUCUUACUGGAGGUCAGGUAG